Messenger RNA from Apus apus (common swift), 5292 nucleotides. RefSeq names its product shieldin complex subunit 2 (gene SHLD2). Gene Ontology annotation, biological process: regulation of double-strand break repair via homologous recombination. Bases 2343 to 5033 code for a protein of 896 amino acids. The transcript has 12 exons. Gene Ontology annotation, cellular component: site of double-strand break; nucleus. The record is from RefSeq and is a predicted model, not a curated record. Lineage: Eukaryota; Metazoa; Chordata; Aves; Apodiformes; Apodidae.
CUGCAGCGUGCGGCCCUGGCGCUGGAGCGAGCCUGGCCGCUCGGCGCGGGCACGCGCGAAAGCGCGGUGCUGUGGUGCUUCCGCGCAGGAGGGUGUGCGAAAGUCUUCAGAGACAAUGCAGUUCGUGUGAAAACCCCUUUAGAGGACAAACUUUUAGGAAAACUCAGCUUAUCCAGGCGUGUUGAAUUGGCUGUCCUGUUAAGGGGGGGUAGAGACUUCAAGCUAGUACCUGUGUCUUCUGCUGAGACAGCUGCUUUGUCUACUUAGAUGUUACAUUGGUAGCAUGUCACCUUUUGCUGGGGCUUGGCCCACUAAGGGGAGUUGUUGUGUAGCUUACGCUUUGAAGUCAACUUCUAACACUGCUGCUUGGGGUUGUGCAAGGCCUGCUUUCAUGGCAUGAGAGAUUCUGCAUUCCAGCACUUUCACCACGUGCAUUUUAGAUGAAAUAAAAUGUGUUAAUUUUAUGUGGGAUUAGGCUGCUAAUUGGAAAAUAGAGGGGGGUUUGUGUUUAGGCAUGUGGGAGACCAAUGCCCGCAGGGGAUGAAUAACCAGGAGCUAGCUGUGAGAAUCUCGGUAACCGCUGUGGUCAUACAGGGGCUGUGCUGCGAGGCUUCUGGGGAAGUACUGUAACUUUCAUGUGUUCCUUGUCAGCAGGAAGCUUACCCACUGACCCUUGCAAUGCAUGUAAGCUUUUCAGGCAACUGGUAUUCAAAUUUUGAUGUCAUGUUUCCGAGAAGUCAUAAGGACCGAUAUUUAGGUGAAUGGUUGCCUCUUACCUGUAAUGAGGAUGGCUUAUAACCAUACUCUAGAGAACAAAGAUGCUUAAUAAUAAGUGCCAGGGAAACAAAAGCAAGAAAGGAACUUGGUCUUAGGCCAGCUGGUUAUUUGGCUAUCCCCACACAGCUUCAGAAACAAACUUGUGAUGGAUAUUUUUCUCUUCAUACUGUAGGUGGUUCAUAGACAACAUCUAAUUUGGAGUGUGUUUUUAGUUCAUUAAAUGGCAAUGUUCUUGGUUGUAACAGUUUUCAGCUACUGCUUGAUUUCUAUCAUGUCCAGGAAAGAAGGUGGUGAAAGCAUAUGGGAUGCCAUCAGAAGUUACAUUUGAAUAGCAUCAGUCAAAAAAAUUAUCUUGGAUGGAUGCAAAGGUCCUAUAUUGUUUUAUCAACCUCAGUUUAUCAGAAGAUUUAAGUCCUAAAAUAAAUUUUCACUGGUGAUGAUACCCAUGGAUAAUUUUCUACAGACUAAAUGGAUGAAUCCAUUUGAAAUAUAAUACAGGAUAUCUCUGAAAGAGUGAAAUACAACUGCAUUUCUAGGAUCUUAAACUUUUAUAGUGAACUUCAAGUAUUGAAAAGCUGGAUUAGCUCUGGAGUUCCAUUUCUGGUGUUCUAUUUCCUAACUCUGCAGAACUGCCUCUUGCAGCAACUUCUAUUUACAACAUUCCCAAACACAUGUAGCUAAAUGUCUGCAUUUUAAUGAACACUUGUGGCUGUAGUGAGUAUUUUAAAAACCAGUAUAGCAUGAAUUUUUUAAAAAAGGCCUUUUGUGCUGUGUAAGGUGGGCUUAUUUUUAAUAAACUAGAAAAAGCUAGUAAUUUCUUGGCUAGUAUGGUACUAUAUACAUGAAUUAAAGCUAAUUCUAAUUAUUUGCUCAAGUUUCACUGAUCUCUUAGAGCUUAUUAAAAGUUUUAAUUUGUCAGUAAUAUCCUGAAACUCCAUUUCACACAGCAAUAACUUAAUACAGUAUUUUCAUGCUAAAACAGCAUGUAAAAUAUUGCAUUUCUAACAAACUUUUUAACUAAUUUUAAAUAAUUCUAGGGCUUCUUAAUUGUUUAGUUGAAAUCGUAAUUUUCUGAGAGGUGAAGCUAUCUCCUACCCAUACUGUGAAAGUUCCUUAUAGACAUUUAUUGCACAUAAAUUAAGAUGAAGUACUGAUUAGUGAAUUCACGUUUGACUGUUCAAUUAGCAAUAAUAAAUUAAGAUAAGUCUGCUGAAGAAUUAAGAACUAUGUUUUUAAACUACAUUUAAUUAAACUGUUUUAACCUCACUAUAAUUCUGCAUCUGCUGUAUGUUCCCAAGUGUCAAGAUUAAGCCCUAUUGUAAAUAAUUUAUUUUUCUAUGCAAGUUUGACAUGGUAAACUUCCAAUUAUUUUUUAUACAUUUAAUUUUAUAGGUUCUAGGGAGAAAAGUGGUGUUUUUACAAGCUAAAUUAUAUAAUAACCCUUUGAAUUUUAGGUAUUUAAAUGGUUUUUAAAAGACCAAGUAGAAUUUUUGGCACUUACUAAAAACACAACACUAUUAUUAUAAACCAUAUCGCUUGAAGUCAAACUUACACAGCAAUCAAAAAUGCCAGAGAGAACUCAAAUUCAUAUUUUUGUGGGAGCACCCAGUAUUCCAAGCCCACUGGAGGUGUCAGAGCAAAGUAGUUCAGCACCCACUGGUGAAAAAUGGAAGGAACUCCGCUAUUUGUGUGAUACACACAGUCUUUUUUCUGAAAAAGUCAAAACUGCUGACCCUGUGAUGUCUCAGGCAGAAAGCUCUGUGGUCACAGCAGUUCCUACAGAUGAUGACAACUCUCAGCAGUUUGAACAGGGGAGAUUAAUGGUAGCAAAAGAAUAUUCUACAUCACUUGUACCCAUGCCAGUAAUUUGCACCAGCACACCUAAAAAGACCAAAAGUGUAGUUUAUUCUGAUUGUCAAAUAUCUAAAGAUAGAUGUGCACAUGCAAAUGUAAAUCAGGCUGCAGAUCAGCACCUUCCACAAAAGUUUGCAGAAUCAGCUAGACAAGAUAAACAAUUACCUGGCUGUUGUUCACACCUCACAGAGAGAAAAGCUAGUCCUUCGGAAGUUAACAGCUCUGUCAUUUCUGAUUUGGUUGCCAGUACUAAGCAUAUUAGCAUACAUCUAAAGUCUUUGGGACAGGGUUUUCAAUCAGACUGUAGGAGUGAUCACCAUGAGUAUCUAAGUCAUUAUCUGGACAUGUUUUUCCCCCAAAAUCAAGAGUCAAAACCAAAAGCAGAACCAAUUGAUUAUUCAGACUUCACAGUGUCAACAGAUACUGAAUUUCUUAGUAUAAUGACUGCAAGUCAGAUGGCUGUUUUUGCACAGGAUGGGAAUGAAAUGCAGAAAAGAAUCACAAAACUAUCAGAAACAGAAGCAGGCAAAAAACCUGAAGAAAGGCAGUAUGGUCACUUCCAACUUGAUUCUGAUGUUGGAACAUGUCUUAAUGUGGCUGAAAAUGAGUAUAAGGAAGAGUAUACGAGUUCCCUUGAGCUUUUUGAUUCUGAGAGUGAUGGGAAAAAUGUUCCCUCUGAGGCUACAAAGCAAGAAGGAAGUGCUCAGGAAAAUACAGAGAAGAUUCAAGAACUCAUUGUACCUGCUGAGCAGCUUGUGAAUGAAAUCCAUAUUGAAGCAUUGAGCUCAGGAAUAUUGUGCUCUCAAGUAGACAGUUCUCAUAGGAGUUCUUCUAAAAGAGCCCACAAGAGUGAAGAUUCCUUUCCUGUUUUUCACUCAGCGUUUAAAAGACAGCUGAAAUCAAAGAGAGCUAAACUGAAUUCUUCUCCAGCUGGCCCUGGGGUGAGAAUGGACCAAGAGAGGAUGACAGAGUUCAAGAAACUUGGAAAGAAGCUAUCACCACUUAAGAAUUGCUGCUGCAAAAAUCAAAAGUACAAUGUUUUGGUCACAGUAUUACAUCCUUGUCAUAUCAAAGAAAUACAGGUGAAGACUAGACCAAAAUCUUCAUGUAAAGUUCCUGUAGCAACAAUUGUAGUUACUGACCAGUCAGAAAUUGAGAGAAAGGUGGUACUGUGGCAUGGUGCUGCAUUUUGGUCACUCACUGUUUUUCCUGGGGAUAUUGUACUUCUUACAGAUGUAAUGAUAUAUGAGAAUCUUUGGUAUGGAGAAAUGAUGUUGCAGUCUACAUUUACCAGUCAGUUACUGAAUCUGGGGAACUACUCAGCUCUCAAUCCAGAAGAAUUUUAUCCUGUAGUGGAUGCUGGUGUUCUCCAAGGCUUAUUGGCAUAUGUAUCUUCAGAAUUUCCACACUUUGGAGACAUUCCACAAAGAAAAGUUCAGAGACUGGAUCAAGUUCAGUAUAUGCAGCUAGACCAGCUCCAGCCAAAUACACUGGUGCACUCAAUCUUGAAAAUUAUCACCAUCACUAUAUUAACAGAAUCUGUGUAUAGCUACAGGGGUGGCAACCAACGAAAAAUCAUUCUAACAGUAGAACAGAAGAGAGAUCAACACUAUAGGAUGGUACUGUGGGGAGCAGGGGCUGCCUGGUGCCCUCAACUUCAAAGGAAAAAAGAUCACAUAUGGGACUUCAGAUACCUUCUAGUCCAACAUAGUUCUGUCUCAGGUGACUUUGAAUUACACACAACUCCAUGGUCAUCCUGUGAGUGCUUGUUUGAUGAUGACACAAGAGCAAUUGAAUUUAAAGAAAAGUUUCAGAAAAGCAAAACAUCUCCCACGCAGAUGACAAAGCUCUCGAUACAUUUGGAGGAAAAAUGUUCAGGAGUGAUUCAUGUGAAAGCCCAUAUCUUAGAACUGAAGUUUACCAUUUCUGUGGGUCAGUACAAACAACUCAUCUUCCAUGCUGACACUUCACUGGAGUGCAUUUUGGCUUCUCUGCCGAUGAUUACGUAUUCAGGUUGUGCUAAAUGCUGUCUGGAACUACAGGCAGAUGAGAACAGGAUCUACAAGCAAUGUGUCAGAUGUUUGCCAUACAACAAAGUAAAAACAUUCUACAGACCUGCUUUGAUGACAGUAGAAGAUGGAGGAUAUGAGAUUUAUGUUCAUGUUGUGUCUGAGUUGAUGGAAAAAAUCUUCCUCAAUAUUCCUGCAGACUGGCUGAACAGAUUAGUAGUGCCCUCUUCAGAUGUAACCUACAGCACAAUAGUGGCAGAUCUGUGUCAUUGGCUGCUAGCAGAUACAGAAGCAUCCUAUUUGUUGGAAAUUAGGAGCCAUUUUGUGUUAGAUGAAAACAGUUAUCCUUUGCAAAAGGAUUUCCAUCUGCUAAAUUUUCAUCUUGAUCUUUGAAGCACUGACCUCUGCAAUAAUUGAUUAAGAGAGACCAUAGGAACACACAAAUGGCAAACAGAAGAAAAAUUCAUUACCUCAAGGAAGCAAAUCUCUUUCAAAAUACAACAGAAGAUUUUAUUCUUAACUUACUAAAAAAAAAUAACCAAGAGGACUGGUAUGGAAUAUCUGAUAUUAGUAUAUACUGCUGCUGUAAUACUAAUUGUCAUAAAGUAUAUUUUAUAUGUAUAUUUUUAUCUUAAUAAACUCUUACUGUGUA